AAAUCAAGUUAUUCGGUUUACUUCAGCAUGCACGUUCUUUUUAUAUUUAAGAGAAUUUUAUGAUAGAAAGUCGUGUGUUUUAUAAAUUAACUAAACAAAUUUGAAAAAUAAUAAAAUAAAAACAUGUUAAAUGGGAAUCUUGGAAGUGACAUUUUACGGAUAUAUAUUUGUGGCCCACACAGCACGGGUAAAACGACGUUAUUAAACGAUCUCAGACCACAUUUAGGCGAUGUAACGGUCGUUGAAGAGGUCGCACGCGGUAUAAUUAAAAAUCAUGGUUGGUCACGUGACGAUUUCAUACCAGACAAACACCCAGAUGUAUUUCGUCAGCUGAAUGAGGAAAUUUUAGAAGCACAGAUUGCUAACGAUAUAAAGUAUUCAAGUUCAGGUGAAGAUUUUAUAUGUGACAGAGCUCUAGAUCCAAUUAUUUAUUGCGGUUAUUAUGUAAGUGAACAGGCCAAAGAAGCGAUGUAUAAACUGGAGGGAAUACAUGAAUGGCUUGAUAGGAUGCGGAGAUCAUUUGUUAUACUGGUAUCACCGCACCCAGAAUGCAUCACUGAUGACAAUGUUCGACUUCCGUCACCAAUAGAGGAACUGAGAGAGUUCCAUGCCAAGUUUAAACAAGAGCUACAUAAAAAUGAUAUAAAAUACUUGGAGCUAACACAGCUUGACCGACAAGAAAGAGUAAACAUCGUUAUCAAAGAACUCAACAAAUUUAGACAAAGAAAAGAUGGACGCGAUGUAAAAGAUUAAUUUACAUCCGGAGUCAUAACGAUGAUUAAGAUUUAGGAACGCGGGUACACACAUGGAACUGUUAUUUAUAGACCAUUCCUUGACAUGAAGGUGACCACUAUGAUGACGACGACGAUGACGACGACGACGACAACAACAACAAAACUCAAAUGAACGGAUCCGUUCGGGAAGUAAAAUAAUUUUGCCGCUUUUGCCACUCCGUAAAAAUUGGUAUUGCACAGCCGUGACGUGACGUUACUUGCGUUAUACAAACAUAACGUUGUUGGCAUUACUCUAUAUAGGCCUGUCAAUGAAAAUCAUGAUGGUUUGAAUGAAAAUCGUUCUUUUUAAGUAUGUGAUAAAUAAUCGUGUAGGUCUAUGAACUCGUUGAAUUAGAUAAUAUUAUGCCAGAGAGGCUCGCGUAAUAUUAUUUAAUUCAACUCGUUCAAUAAAUUCACUAUUGAACCUACACUCAUUCAAUAUCAUCUAUAUACGGCUACGUAAUGUUUUUCAGAUGAUAAAACUAUUACUGUACUAAAUUGACACUCGACUUUGGACCAUUCGUUUUUGUAAUUAUCUGCAUCAAAAAAAGUAAUUGUCUGUUCACAGUUCAAACGCAUGUCACGUUUAUCAUACAACGUAAUUAUGUCAUUUAAAAAACUAGUCAAUUACGCAAUGUUCCAAAUAUAUUAUUUCUUCUUUUUCCCCUUCAAUUAUAAUUGAAGAAUCCGUUUGCGUCUUGGGAUUCUUGGGAUGCGGGUAUUGAAAUGGUUUUAAUUUCUCGUAUUUUCGGCAAUUUCCGACACAUUUCGUUAAUCGGCGAGGACUCGGAUUGACAGGGUUAGCAUCAUCAUGACAAUUUUAAACAAUAUUUAAUUUGUAUCAUUUACAUUGACAAAGUUAGCGAUGACCUUAUAACUCAAUAAAAUUAUUUAUCUUUGCC
Messenger RNA from Ruditapes philippinarum (Manila clam), 1675 nucleotides. RefSeq lists its product as uncharacterized. The transcript has 3 exons. Bases 124 to 753 code for a protein of 209 amino acids. The record is from RefSeq and is a predicted model, not a curated record. Lineage: Eukaryota; Metazoa; Mollusca; Bivalvia; Venerida; Veneridae.